Bacillus rossius redtenbacheri is the source of this 3712-nucleotide messenger RNA. RefSeq names its product serine/threonine-protein phosphatase 2A 56 kDa regulatory subunit epsilon isoform (gene wdb). Lineage: Eukaryota; Metazoa; Arthropoda; Insecta; Phasmatodea; Bacillidae. The record is from RefSeq and is a predicted model, not a curated record. Gene Ontology annotation, molecular function: protein phosphatase activator activity. The coding region runs from base 868 to 2238 and encodes 456 amino acids. Gene Ontology annotation, cellular component: cytosol; protein phosphatase type 2A complex; nucleus. The transcript is spliced from 10 exons. Gene Ontology annotation, biological process: signal transduction; protein dephosphorylation.
UUGAGAAACAUUUGGAACUGCAUGCUCAGUUUCGAUUCAUCUUCAAAAUUACACAAUAUCUGCGAUUACUAUUUUCAGAGCAGGGAUCUCUGUGGGUCAAUGCUCAUUAAACUUUUAUUUGUAGAUAUUUGGACAUGACGAUAAAUUGAAUAUUUUUUACUGUUUUGAAAAUAUUCUGUGCUAAUUGUAGUGUAUUCGUAUUACUCUUUUGUAGAGUGUGAAUUCUGAAUGAAGUGUUUCAUGCAUGUAGUUCGUGAACGUGAAAAUGAAGAAGGGAGUGGAAAUCGAGCAGAUGGCGGUGGAGAGUAGUUCAUACAGCUUUCAUUUAUCUAUCUCGGCAGUCAUCUGAGUGCAGAAAUACGUUAUUAAACUUCAAGCCUAUUGAUCAUAAGAAGAGCAGUGUUGUCGAUUGAUUCGCAUCUUGGAAAUAUUAUGUUGAAAGAGUUAAAAGUAUGUAAAAGAGGGUUUUGAACGUUUAGUACUAUCUUGAAACCGGCAGGCGAAAAGCCUUACCUGGUUCCUCAGGAACGGGGCGUGUUGUGAUGUUCAAGACAGUAGCUUGGUAUAUGGUCGUUGGCUUGAAAUUUAUUAUACGAUGCGGGUAGUGAUUAUGUGAGUUUUUGAGUGAAAUCUAAGCAACCGUGUUUCUUGAAGUGUUUCAAUUUCAUUGUAAGUAGACUGUGCGGGAAGUAAAUUUUUUAAUGGUGAAUGCAUGCGGUCUUCGGAUUAAACUUGUUUAAAUCGGGACGUAAAAUAUUAUGGUGAAAGUGUUUAAAUAACGUUCUGGCAUGCGGACCUACACUACACGGGAGUGACGGAGUUAAUGAAAGGUGAGCGUGGCCUGUAAAAAAAAAGUUACAGUUCACCAUGUCAGCGGGCACAUUUGUCGAUAGAAUAGACCCGUUUGCGAAACGUUCGUUGAAGAAAAAGACCAAAAAAUCUCAGGGAUCAUCGCGAUACAGGAACGCAGCUGACUUGGAGUUGCAACCUCUUCCACUUCUUAAAGAUGUGCCAUCGUCGGAGCAGGAGGAUCUGUUCAUGCGUAAGCUGCGGCAGUGUUGUGUGGCGUUUGACUUCAUGGACCCAGUGGCCGACCUGAAGGGCAAGGAGAUCAAGCGUGCCACACUCAACGAGCUGGUCGACUACAUCACGGCGGGCCGUGGAGUGCUCACCGAGCCAGUUUACCCAGAGAUCAUCAAGAUGAUCUCUGCGAACCUGUUCAGGACAUUGCCGCCCAGUGAGAACCCUGACUUCGAUCCUGAGGAGGACGACCCAACUCUGGAGGCCUCGUGGCCACACCUACAGUUGGUGUAUGAGUUUUUCCUGCGCUUUUUGGAAUCGUCAGAUUUCCAGCCUACUAUUGGGAAAAAAGUCAUAGACCAAAAAUUUGUACUACAGCUGCUCGAUUUGUUUGACAGCGAAGACCCCAGAGAACGAGACUUCCUCAAGACUGUUCUUCAUCGUAUCUACGGCAAGUUUCUGGGGCUGCGCGCUUUUAUUCGCAAGCAAAUAAACAACAUAUUUCUAAGGUUCAUAUAUGAAACAGAACAUUUCAAUGGUGUUGGAGAACUGUUGGAAAUAUUGGGGAGCAUCAUCAACGGCUUCGCCCUGCCUCUGAAGGCGGAGCACAAGCAGUUCCUGGUGAAGGUGCUGUUACCGCUGCACAAGGUGAAAUGCCUGUCGCUGUACCACGCCCAGCUGGCGUACUGCGUGGUGCAGUUCCUCGAGAAGGACGCCACCCUCACUGAGCCCGUGCUCAAGGGCUUGCUCAAGUUCUGGCCUAAGACCUGCAGCCAAAAGGAGGUGAUGUUCCUGGGAGAGAUAGAGGAAAUCUUGGAUGUGAUUGAACCUUCGCAGUUUGCCAAAAUUCAAGAACCUCUUUUCAAACAGAUCUCAAGAUGUGUUUCGAGUCCUCAUUUCCAGGUUGCGGAGCGUGCGCUGUACUUCUGGAACAACGAGUACAUUAUGAGCCUGAUAGAAGAGAACAACAACGUGAUCAUGCCGAUCAUGUUCCCGGCGCUGUACCGAAUCAGUAAGGAGCACUGGAACCAGACGAUCGUCGCACUUGUCUACAACGUCCUCAAGACCUUCAUGGAGAUGAACAGUAAACUGUUUGAUGAGCUCACCGCGUCCUACAAGUCAGAGAGACAAAAAGAGAAGAAGCGUGAAAAAGAACGGGAGGAAUUGUGGAAGAGACUAAACGAGCUCGAAGUUAAUAACAAAGUUAAAAAGAAAUAACGUUUUGAGUGCAGGUGACGAUGGUGAUGAAAUAAUCUGUCAGAAUUAAAGUCAUUAAAACUUUAUUUGUUGUUAAUAUAUUUGUUGUGUGAAAUUUAAAAAAAAAAAAAUAAGCGUGUGUCGUCUCCAGGACCAAAAGCUACAAGCUGUGCAGGUUGUUCAGGAAUUGUGAACGAAGCAGUCGCCGUGUUUGUUUUCUUUACUUUUCCUUCUGCUUGGACCGACUGUAAGGGAGGCCGUGACGGUGGAACUGCUGAAGCAUCUGCCUCCCGCUCUUCUCUCCCGCGUGUACAUGUGUUUCCACGAACUCCCCGAGCAACCACGUAUGUUAGUCUCUACCAAGUGCUACUGUCGUGCACAAAUUUGUUGGCAUUUCCACCGACCGAGUAAUAAGUAUACAUAUGUACAUAAAUAUAUUAUAAAUAUAUAUAUACACGUGUAAUGUUGUGCUGUAUAAUUCCCUGGUGUCGAACCGUCGACACUGCCGAGCGUGCCCGGAGGGAGGUCGGCACACUGCUUCUCGCCCCAGGUUCGCUCUGGCUUCAUUUGUACGUACCGUCGGGGCUGUCCGGCUGACCUUUUAAACCAUGAUGAUGCACACACAUGCAUGAUAGCGUAGCUUCUACAACUUUUUCAGUAGUUUCGGAGAGGAUGGAUGUAAUGUGCUGUAACUAGUCUAGGAGGCUUGUUCUGUUACGUUCAUGUGCCACAUCACUACUUGUGUUGUAUACAUUAUUUAUUUUUAACUGUUUGCUGUUCUCCCAUGUCAAUCGUGUGUAUGGAUUCUAUAAUCAUGUGAUAUUUUGAUAGAUUUUUUUUUUUUGUUUUGAGAAAAGCAGUUUGAUUGUUGUUAAACGUGUGUUCAUUUUCUCCAUAGUAGCGUGAGUUGUAUGUUAGAUUAGUGGGGAAAAAUAUUUUCUCUUGCUAAGUUUUACUGCAAGCGCUGACAGAAAUGUUUACAGUUUUCUUGCUGUGAUUACAUUACUUUAAAUUUUGAAGAUUGAAUAAUUUAAUUGAGUAAUAAUUAUUAAUAACUGUAUUUGCCAUAAGCUUAUAAUUGAUAAGGUGGCUAGAAUGUGAGUCAUGGCUGCCAAAAUAAUAAAUAUGCAUAAUACAAGUAAGUGAUUUAUAGAAACAUUUUGGACUGAAACAGUGGGUACAAGUCUCGAGGUAUAAUACCUUUGUAAUGACUGUAAGAUAUUUGUAAUCUUUUGUUUUCUUUUUGUUGUUUUUUUAAUUGUUUUAGAUUUGUUACUGAAGUAUAACCUGUACACUACUGAAUAUGUUGCAUAAAAUAUACAGUAAAAAUAGUAACAAUUUUGGAAUGCGUAGUUCCUGAAGUGUUGCAAAAUACAUAUAUAUUUUGUUAAGACAUUGCCUUAGUGUCUGACAGUUUUCUGUAUAGCAUGGAAAUUAAUUUGCACUCAAAUGGACUGUUGCACAUAAUAAAAUAAAUUCACUUUUAUUGUUCGGA